AUGACGAUCGGUCAAACUACCUGGCAAAGAAAAACAGUAGAAAAACCACCGCCUGUACCACCACGUCGAAAAAAACAUCUUGUAAAUAGUAAAAUAAAUUUAUCACAAAAUUUAACAACACCAACAACAAAUAAUUCAGUGAAUUAUAAAAAUCGUAAAGUUCGUUUAUCAACGCCCAGUGUCAAUAAAAUAUCAAAUGAAAGUUUAAACAGCAUAAAUGUAAGUCACGUCAAUAUUCUUGAAUCAUUUAAAUCCAAUAAUAACACGUCACUGAAUCACGAUCAGGCACGUAGAAAAUCUGACUCAAUUUUAUCAACCGAAAACAUUCAAUUGAUAUCAUCUUUGCCAGAAAAUUUGACAAAUAUUUCCAUUCAAAUAAAUCAAAAAAAUAUUAAAGAUAAAACGGAAAAAGUUGAAUGUCAUAUUGAUGAAAAUUUUCAGCCAAUUAAUAAUAGCUCAUCAUUAUUAUUUACAUUAAAAGAUUUUCAAGAUGUUAUUAGUGAUUCAAAAUUUUCAAAUAAAUCAACAAAAAAUAUACCAAGACAAUUUUCACUUGAUGAUGAUGAAGAUUUUUCAUUAUUUCAAAUAACAACAUCAAAUUCACCAUUUGAAAAAUACAUUGGUAAUUGGAGUGUUAUCCUGGAAGAUAAACAAUUAUCAAAUACAUUUAAUAAAUCAAAUGAAUUUAUAUUUGAUGAUUAUAUUGAUCGUAGUAAAAGAUUAAUAUAUGAAAAAGAAAAUUUAUUUAUUAAUCAAAAUAAUAAUGAUGAAUUUGUUGAUUUAUGUGGAAAUAAAAUUCCAAAAGUAAGAUUUAUUAUUCAAGCACCGAGUGAUUCAAUAUCUGAUGAUGAAUGUGAAUUAUCAAGUGUCAUUAAUGAUGAUGAUUUGGUGAUUGAAGAUAGUAAUCAAGACUCUUGGGAAACACAAAGUUUAUCACCUUUAAAAAUAACUGAAAUAGAUGAUUCAGAGUCUACUGAAAAUGAGGUAGUAAUUUGUAAAAUCAAUACUCCAUCAAUUGAGCUUGAAUCAAUUUCAUCUAUUAAAGAUGAAAUUGAUUCAAUAAUUACAUUACCACAAAUUGAAAUUAAUAAUUUACAAGAAAAAUCAGAAUAUUUAGAAAAUAAAGAUAAUAAAAUUGUAAAUUCUAAUGACAUAGCACUUGAUAAUAAUCGUGAAAUUUUUUUUAAAAAUAUGCUGAUUGAUGAAAAACAAGAAGACAAAAAAAAUAACUCAACAUGUUCAAUAAUUGCCACUCAUUUAAAGUCAAAAGCUCCAUUAGAUAUUUCAAGUAUUGAAAAAUAUCAAAAAAUAAAAUCAUCAAGUAUACUCAAUAACAAUGAUGUCUUGUCAUCGUCAACCUCAGUAAAAAAUAAUAUUUCAUUGACCUCAUAUUCAUCUGGCAAUAUUCCAAAAAUUCCACCAAAAGUACCACCAAAACCUUUUAAAAAAUCACAAAAUAUUCAACAAACAAAUGAUUAUGCUAAAAGUCAAGUUUUAAAUGAACUACUUUGUACUUUUAAUUCAAUAAAAUUAAAAACAAUUGAUGAUAAUAAUAAUAGUACUAAUAAUAAUAAUAAUAAUAGUACUAAUACUAAUACUAAUAACAAUAAUAAUAAUAGUAUUAAUAGUUUUGAUGAUGUGAUAAACAUUGAAAAUAAUGAAUUAAAAAAUAUAAAUUUAAGUGUAGGUAAAAAGACUGAGGACAAAAAAUAUAUUAAAAAUAGUGGAAUUAACAGUGUUGUUAAUAAUUUAAAAAAUGGCAUUCAUGAUGAUAUUGAAAAUAAUAAUAAUAAUAAUAAUAAUAAUGAUGAUAAUGAUGAUGAUGAUAAUAAUAUUGAUAAAAAUGAAAUUUUAAUAUUUCCAAUUGUUAAAAAUAAGUGUGCCAUAGAUAAAAAUAAUUUAUCAAGUUUAUGUAUUAAUAAUGACAAUAAUAAUACUAAUAUUAAUGAUGAUAAUAAUAAUAAUAAUAAAAAUGUAAACAUGGUAAACAUGACAGAUGUAAAUUUAAGUGAUGACCAAUCGUAUUGCGAUAAAAUAUCGGUUGCCAUAAUUCCAGGUAGAGUUAGAAGUUUCAUUGAAAAUUAUGAAAUUAAUGUCAAGAAGACCAUUGAAAAUUCUAAAAUUAAUAAUAAAUGUCAAAUUGUAGAUAAAAAAAAAUUUAAUAUAAAAAUAGGAGACGAAAAAAAAGAGGAUAAAUAUCAUAAUAUUAAAAAAAGUUCACUGAUUUUGACGGAAAAUCAAUCAAGUAAAAAUGAAGAAAUAUUAAAGUUAUCAAAAAAUAUUGUUACCACGAGAUUUAAUAAUUCUAUUGAAAAUCAAGACAAGUGUGUUAUUGACAACAAAGUAAAUGUCACGAUAGAUAAUAUCAGUAAUAAUUGUGAUGAUGUUACAAGACCAUUGAGAAUUAAAAAAAAAGCUCCAAAUAUUCCGGAAAUUAAUGAGGAAAAUAAUGAAAAAAAGAUAUUAAUCAAUUCGAAAAUUAUUAUGUCAUCAAGUAUAAAAUUAAUUGAUGAUAAACAACAAUUAUUCAAGACGAAUGAAGACGUAAAAUCUAUAUCACAAAAUGAAAUGGCUGGAAUGGACGACAUUAAAAAAAUAUCAGGUACAUCAUCAUUGGCUAAUCAACCUGAGCCCUACUUUUUGAAAACCCCUUAUGUAUUUUAUCUCAAAAUGUAG
This is a messenger RNA of Aphidius gifuensis, 2676 nucleotides long. Its product is annotated as probable serine/threonine-protein kinase DDB_G0278845. The transcript is spliced from 3 exons. NCBI's taxonomy places the organism in Eukaryota, Metazoa, Arthropoda, Insecta, Hymenoptera, Braconidae. The record is from RefSeq and is a predicted model, not a curated record. The coding region runs from base 1 to 2676 and encodes 891 amino acids.